Molecule: messenger RNA, 2339 nt
Organism: Rhincodon typus (whale shark)
Lineage: Eukaryota; Metazoa; Chordata; Chondrichthyes; Orectolobiformes; Rhincodontidae
Product: leukemia inhibitory factor-like
Exons: 3
Coding region: 413-1039 (208 amino acids)
Biological process (GO): immune response
Cellular component (GO): extracellular region
Molecular function (GO): leukemia inhibitory factor receptor binding; cytokine activity
Source: RefSeq, a predicted model, not a curated record
UUUCUGAAAGAGAUGAUAAUGCAGAGUAAAUCUGGUUCUUUGUACUGGAGAAACAACGUGACAUGAUCUCCACGAGGUGAUCUCGCAGUUCUAUCUUAUACUGCACUAAUCUGACUGCUGAGUUAAUACUACCAGCCUCUAUAAUGCAUCAACACAAAAGUUGUAGCUAGCCCAUACGUGUCACAGUUAUGAGACAGCAUUUUCAUCAAUGAUCUGCAGAAAAAACCACUUUAAAAUUUGAACCAAAUAUUCAGUUCCUGUGAUGACGUUUUAGUGGUUUUGAGUACUUCCGCAACCUACAAAAGGCGGUGCAAGGCUAAAUCUGGGAGACUUGUCCAAUAACUGAACAGAAUACUUUCUUAAAGAGCUCUGCCACUUGUCUUCUGCAGUCAUAUGUCUGAAUUGUAAUAGAAUGGAAUUUGGAGCAGGGAUUCUACACAUACUUGUGCUGUUGUCUUUAUUUUGUCUCAACACCAGUGCUGCUCCUAUAUUGAAUAAAACAAUGAAUAUGAGCUACCAACUAGCAGUUGAAUUAAAUCGCUCUGCCUCUGCUUUACUAGAUUUAUAUCUGUCUGCUCAAGGCUAUCCUUUCUCUAAUGAUAAUGCCAAACUACAUGUGUGCAGAGUUGAGGUGAAGUGCCUUCCCAGAGGACAACUAGCCAAUAUGGAGAACAAUGAAAUGCUUAGGAGAAUACACACGGGUGUAAAACAGUUUGAUUUGCACUUGAAAAAUGUUGAGGUCCAGCAGAAGAAUAUGAACUCUCUGAAGAAAGAAAUGCAUGAUGAGCUUAAAAAUACUCGGACACAGCUAAUAUCGCUGCAGUCAAACCUCCGGUUGAUUCUGGACAUCAGAGGUUAUCAUGUUCCCGAAGAGUUAGAAUGUUCUCCAGAACACAUUAGCAUCCCUAAUAAUCUGUUUGAACAAAAGCAACAAGGAUGUGCAAUACUGCGAGAGUUUAAAUGGUAUAUGAAGCAAGUGUUAAAGAGUUUUCAUCACUUAUUGAGGAAUGCGUAUGGGAAAGCAGCUGUCAACUCAUAGUUUGCAUGCUGUACAAUAUUUGGUUUUCGCUGCAACUGAGUAUACUGCACCUUCUACAAUUUCCACUCCAGCCCAGUAAGGGACUCGAUGAGAAUAAAUUGUGGAAAUGUAACAUUCAGAUACAAUAUGCAAUUGCCUUACUUGCAAAUGCAGCAAUACUUUCACCUGGGCCAAUAUCUUUGCUGAAGUUGUUAAGUGCACUUCAACAUGUGUUGUGACUUAAAUCAGGUUUGAAGAAGAACAGGUUCUGCCUUGCAAAUGUGUUGAGUAAGAAGCUAUUUGAGACAUUUCAAAUUACAUUUUCGGGGAAGAAAGAAACAAAACAUUCAACCAAUUUUAUAUUUAAAAGAGUCAAAUGAAGUUAAAAAGUGACCUAAAGUGAGCUGCCAGUUUCCAAAGAUUGAUUAAUUGCCUUCCAAAGGACUAUUUCUUGUACAACCUGAUCUUCAUAGUGAUGGACUCUGUAAUGCGAUUUGUUUCCCUAUGUGAGAAUGUUUUUAUUUGUUUUGAAGUUGAUUUUUUUUGCUAUGUUGACUAAAAACAGAACUCCAAGUUAGUAUAAUUAGAAUAUUUCAAAUAUUGAUACUAAAUGCAGUAUAAAUUGAUAUUUUUGCAUCUGUCCGAAUGAGUGCAAGAUGAAAACCUUCAACAGCAUGUCUCUUUGUCAGCAAUACUCCAGAUGUUGACUAUAUUAAUUAUAACUUCUUCCACGGGGCUCAAGCCCUAAUCUCAAACAAUUUCUUUUGUCAACCAAUUUGGAAGUAUGAUUCCUGCCAUUACUGGCUUAUAAAUGCAGGUGUUUCUACCUCUUUUCAGCAGCACUGGACUGUUUCUAACCUCUCUUACGUUUCCACCUGUAUUUUAUCAUUUUGUUCAGAUCAUCUACGUCCUCGAGUAUCGCUGGAAGAUCUCCAGUUUCUGGCACACCUUACUGUUCAGUAGUGAUAUUUAUUCAGUUGUGGUAUUUAUUAAAAUACACAGAUUACAAUUUAAAAAUGCUGCGGUUUUCAAGAAAAGCUUUGUGAGAAAACUGGAUACUCAAGAUUUAAAAGCUGUAAAUACUUUGUGGAGAGAGACAAAAAGUUAACAUUUCAGGUUAAUGACGUUUGUCACAACUUAAAGUGAUGUUCAAAAAAACCAACUGUUCUGAAGAACAGCCUAGGUUUGUUUUCUUAUCAUUAUUUAUUUAAUUAUUAUUAAAUAUUAAGAAUAUUAAAUAUAUUAUAAAUUUUGUACACAGGCUUAUUUAAUAUGUAUUUUUUGUAUUUAUUUGGAUUUUUAAAUAAAGAAUUGAACUGAA